CCGUCACCUCCUCCAAAACCCUAAAUAAACCCUCGCUGCCGUCAUUUUAUCGGCUCCACUAUGUCCGAGGUUGACGUUUCCCGUUCGGAGAAGAAAAAGCACAAGAAAAAAUCCAUGCCGGAGUCCGACGCUAAAGACACCACCACCGACGCUCCGUCGGUGACGGACACUGAUUUCUUGAUCAAGCCUCAAAGUUUCACCCCUCCUAUAGACACUUCCCAGUGGCCGAUCCUCCUCAAGAACUACGAUCGCCUCAACGUUCGGACUGGUCACUACACUCCUUUGCCGUCCGGGUACUCCCCUCUGAAGCGUCCUCUCGCUGAAUACAUCAGGUAUGGUAUCAUGAACCUUGAUAAACCAGCUAACCCAUCUUCGCACGAGGUUGUUGCUUGGAUUAAGCGCAUUCUCCGCGUCGAGAAGACUGGCCACAGCGGUACUCUGGACCCCAAAGUCACUGGAAACCUCAUUGUUUGCAUUGACAGAGCCACUCGGCUUGUCAAAUCACAACAGGGAGCAGGCAAAGAGUAUGUCUGUGUUGCCCGGUUGCAUUCCAAGGUGCCUGAUGUUGCCAAGGUGGCUCGUGCGCUUGAGACAUUGACCGGGGCUGUCUUUCAGAGGCCGCCAUUGAUUUCUGCUGUCAAGAGACAGCUUAGGAUCAGGACCAUCUAUGAAAGUAAGUUGCUUGAGUAUGAUGCAGAUAGACAUUUGGUUGUUUUUUGGAUUUCUUGCGAGGCAGGUACUUAUGUUAGGACUAUGUGUGUGCAUUUGGGGCUGAUUCUCGGGGUUGGUGGGCAUAUGCAGGAGCUUAGGAGGGUGAGGUCUGGGAUUUCGGGAGAGAGAGAUAAUAUGGUGACUAUGCAUGAUGUUAUGGAUGCACAAUGGGUGUAUGAUAAUUAUAGAGAUGAGAGUUAUUUGAGGAGAGUGAUUAUGCCUCUUGAGGUGCUUUUGACUAGUUAUAAGAGGUUGGUUGUGAAGGACUCUGCUGUGAAUGCUAUUUGCUAUGGUGCUAAGUUGAUGAUUCCAGGGCUUCUGAGAUUCGAAAAUGACAUUGAGGUUGGGGAGGAAGUGGUGUUGAUGACUACUAAAGGAGAGGCAAUUGCCCUGGGCAUUGCAGAGAUGACAACUGCAGUGAUGGCCACUUGUGAUCAUGGUGUUGUGGCUAAGAUUAAGAGAGUUGUGAUGGAUAGGGAUACUUAUCCCAGGAAGUGGGGGUUGGGUCCAACAGCAUCCACGAAAAAGAAACUGAUAGCUGAGGGUAAAUUGAAUAAGCAUGGAAAGCCAAAUGAUAAUACUCCUAAAGAAUGGUUGAGAAAUGUGGUGUUGCCGACAGGUGGAGAUACUAUGGUUGCUAGUCUUGCAGCUGCAACAGCAGAGACUGCCGUAGUGGAGAAAGAGGUUUCUAUUGUGGAAAAGGAAAAGAAAAAGAAUGAGGACAAGGAAGAUGGUGAGGGUUGCAAGCGCAAAUUGGAUGAAAUUUCUGACAGCCCUGCUCCAGCUGCUGCUAAGAAAGCUAGAAUUGAAGAAGUUGAGAAAGAGGAGACAGUGAAGGUGAAGAAAGUGAAAGUGAAAGUGAAAGAGGCAGGAGUUGAGGAAACUGAAGUUGAGAAGAAAGAGAAAAAGAAGAAGAAGAAGAAAAACAAAGAGGGUAGUGAUGAAGAAACCGUAGAGGAGACUGAGAAGGAGAAGAAAAAGAAGCACAAAGAGAAGAAGGUUGAAGCUGGGUCACCAGACAGAGAAAAGUCAGAAAAGAAAAAGAAAAAGAAGAGCAAAGAAACUGAGGCAUGUGAUGGGGCUGCCAAUGGUGAAGCUGAGGUUGGGGCUGAUAAAAGUGAGAAGAAAAAGAAGAAGAAGAAGAAUAAAGAUGUUGAAGAAGAUUAAGUCUCAGAAUUUUGGUUUUUCUGGGGUAGACCCCUUUUCAUGUGUACCUCUUUCUCAAUCUUCAUGGCAACUACAGUUAACUUUUGCAGUUUUUGCAGAUUUUCAAUGUAGUUUCUGCAUAAUUAGAUUUGUAUUGUGUAAUCGAAUGCCUUUUUCUUUGCCUAUAAUAUUUCGAAUUAUUUUCUGUUGUUUGCUUUAACGUUUGUGAGUUCAUAUUAGUAAUUACAUUGAUUUUUUCCCUCCCAUGUAAUGUUGCCUCUGCUUAAAUGUGAUUAAAGAUUAAAAGAAAUG
Molecule: messenger RNA, 2169 nt
Organism: Rubroshorea leprosula
Lineage: Eukaryota; Viridiplantae; Streptophyta; Magnoliopsida; Malvales; Dipterocarpaceae
Source: the annotation of a GenBank genome assembly